This is a messenger RNA of Rotaria socialis, 990 nucleotides long. NCBI's taxonomy places the organism in Eukaryota, Metazoa, Rotifera, Eurotatoria, Philodinida, Philodinidae. The record is from the annotation of a GenBank genome assembly.
AUGAGAUCGAUACUACUCAUCUCAUUAUUUUCAAUUUAUCUUCUUUCUGGCAUUCUGACCAUAUCCGAUGAAACCAGUUCAACACAAUGUACGCAAUAUGGCGAUCCGCCAGCUCCAUCAAGUGGAUCAAUGCUCAAUUAUAAUCAGAUGGUUCAAGUAUGUCAACAAAUAUUGGGACAACUGCUCACUUUUACGGAUAGCAAUAACGAAGCACGUUGCGCAUGUCUUCUUAUCACAUCCACAUCAAAAACACUGCCUCUAGUCGUUUGGCUUCAACCAUCUGUUGUUUACCCGACAUCAGUGUACAAUACGAACUUCACAGUAGAAGCAUUUACUGCCAAACUGACGGAUACGAUGAGCAGUUCGUCUGGCUAUCAUUUACUUAUUCCAGCCGCACGAGUCACGAAAAAUUUCGAAUGCGAUGCCAUUGAUUGUAUUGCCUGGGAUACUUGGUAUCGAAACUUUAAUCGUUCUGAUCCGAAGAUGAACGUUGAUAUUGAGACAAUCGACUAUUUCAUUAAUCAUGUCGUCUACCAAACGUCCAAUCUUCAUGUCGAUUACUCUCGUGUAUUUCUCUCUGGUUGGAGCAAUGGAGCUUCGAUGGCAUUGUUAUAUGCGCUUAAUACACCCAAUAUUGCUGCAGCAGCAGUAUAUUCAUCAACAAAUCCUUAUCGAAAUGACAAUGAUCCGUGUCCACAAAUGCCAAAUCCAUCGCAACGUACACCAGUACUCGAUUUGGUUAAUGAAUGCGACUCUACUGGCAUUUGCCUUGGGGGCGAAGAAUUCAUAGCUGACUUAAACAGUUGCUACGGAAAACAGCAGACUGCUACAUUUAUCACUAUCAACGGGUAUUUUGAUCCAAUGCCAACGCUGACACCGACGUGUAUGAAUUGCUCAGAAGCAACAGGAUUGCUUAAUCAUGGACGAUGGCCAGUAAAUCUUAAUAACCAGAUAUUCUAUGCCUUUUUUCGGAACUAUACAUCACACUGA